This is a messenger RNA of Camellia sinensis, 954 nucleotides long. Lineage: Eukaryota; Viridiplantae; Streptophyta; Magnoliopsida; Ericales; Theaceae. The record is from RefSeq and is a predicted model, not a curated record.
AUGCAGCACUCUAGGCCAUUUGUGCAACCUAUAGAGAACCGCCUCAUUGCAAUUGAGAGGUUCAAGAAGUUGGGGGCUCCAUCAUUUUCUGGAUCGCCCAAUCCUAUGGAGGCAGAGGCCUGGUUAAGGAGGGUAGAGCAGAUAUUUUCUGUGAUGGAAGUAUCAGACGAGCAGCGAGUUUCACUUGCUAGUUUUAUGCUGGUGGAGGAGGCUGAAUAUUGGUGGAAGGCCACGCAACGCCUACUUACGGCAAGUGGCACCGGAGGAUUGACUUGGAACCAAUUCACUAAGGUUUUCAAUGACAAGUACUUUCCAGCUACCUAUCGGUAUGAAAAAGAGAGAGAGUUCCUUUGGCUAGAGCAAGGGGAUUUGACUGUAGCUCAAUAUGAAGCUAAGUUCAUUUCUUUAUCUUGUUUUGCCCCUUCGUUUGUGGAUGAUGAGGAGGUCAAAUGUCGUCGUUUUACAGAUGGGUUGGAUUUGGACAUCAAAUCUCGUAUCCGAGUAUUAGGAAUAACUAACUAUUCGACCUUGGUUGAUAAAGCCUUAACAGCUGAGAAAGAUGUCAUAGAAAUGAAGUUAGCGGAACAACAGAAGAAGUGCCACCUUAGUUCAUCCCAUCAUGAGAACACAUCUAAUAGACCGUCAAAGAGAGGUGGUCAUGGUUAUGGUUCAGUCAAGAGCUCUAGUGCAUAUCAAAAAAAUAGAGAGCAUCCCUCCCCAACCCAAAGUAUUUCUAAUCAGCGUCAUGGACAGUCUAGUGGGACAUCAUCUCAGUUUACUCGAACUGUUUGCAAGCAAUGUGGGCGGGCACAUAUAGGUGUUUGUCAUGCUCGUACAGACUUGUGUUUUCGUUGUGGCCAGAAGGGUCAUUUGGUGAAAGAUUGCACAGUUCCUAAAAUGACUAAUUUGGGAGAUACACGAGCUUGCUUCAAUUGCGGACACAUCCCACCCUAA